Mesorhabditis belari is the source of this 201-nucleotide messenger RNA. The record is from the annotation of a GenBank genome assembly. NCBI's taxonomy places the organism in Eukaryota, Metazoa, Nematoda, Chromadorea, Rhabditida, Rhabditidae.
AUGUUGGGUAUCCUAGCGCUAUUGUGCGGUUUGUUUUAUCUCCUUGCCGCUUUCCUCAUCGUCACUUAUUGUGUACGAGAUCGAGACGACACCGAACCACCAAUGCCUGUCAAUCCGAUGGUUUCAAUUAUCAUCUCGAAAGAUUCGAACUCAUGUGCUCGUCAUGACUCGAUCACCACACAAUCAAUUCCAACUUUUCCA